Fomitopsis serialis is the source of this 2351-nucleotide messenger RNA. RefSeq lists its product as uncharacterized. Bases 79 to 2256 code for a protein of 725 amino acids. The record is from RefSeq and is a predicted model, not a curated record. The transcript is spliced from 11 exons. Lineage: Eukaryota; Fungi; Basidiomycota; Agaricomycetes; Polyporales; Fomitopsidaceae.
GGCCACCGGCGGCGAGAGGGAGGCGAGGAGGCCCCCUGAAGACUCCAACCACCAUCUGUGCUCCUCCGGGCGAGACCCAUGGCACCAGUCCGUACCGCGAACCGUCGUGCGCAACGCGAUCACUCUCAGCAGCUGCCCGUCGCGCAGCUCGACCCCAACCAUGACCCGUCGCAAGACAUAUUUAUUGACCCUAUGAUGGGCACUGCCCUUCAAAUCUAUGUCGAGAAGGAUGUAGAGGGCAGAGACACCAUUGUCGAACUAAUCACGACUCAUGGCGGAAUAGUGUCUCCUGGCUAUAGCGGUGUUCCGUACAUCCUAGUGGAUCCACACAGGGAGUCUGGUCAAAGUCUGUUUCGCCAAUAUAUCGGCAAGAAAGGGAAGAUAGUCCUGAACGCUCAAUGGGUGAUCGAGUGCGUCAACACCGGCCAGCUGCAGACGUACCAUACCAACUGGGCCGGAUGUAAGGUGACGGGGAAAGAACAGGUGAUCCCUGUUGUUAUCCAGCAUGUCCAACUGCCCGCUCCUCCACCACCCGCACCCAUACUGCCCAGUCCGGAGGACAUGGCGCACCAGAUGCAGCAAGCACCGCCUCCGACCCAUCCUCCGCAAGUCCUCGAGCCACAGCCCCAGCACCCCCCACCAAUCCCUCCUCCCAUCUCAGCCGCAGCGACCGAUCCGCUCGUGCAUCAUGCUCAGCACGCCUUCAAUUAUGCAGUCUAUGGUCCACCAUCCAUGCAUCCUCCAACCGCCGCCCCUCCCCAGUCGUGGCAGGCUGCGAACGGCAUUGCUCCCUCGCAGACACAUAUGCAGCCUCCGCCUACACACCCUCCGCCGCCGCACAUGAUGCCGCACGACCCAUACAGGGAUGGACAGGCAGCCUGGGCCGGUGCUUACCACCAACCACCUCCGCCGCCUCCAUCUCACCCAAAUGCUAUGGUCCCUCCGCCUGGUCCCGAGUAUGAUUAUAGGUACAGGGAAGAUCAGCGUCCGUGGGUUACCCCCGCGGAGUACUAUCCACAACCCUAUGAGCCGGCUCCAUAUCCGGAACAAGACGCGUAUAUGGAGGAGGCAGGCCCUUCCACUGCGGAGUCGUCCACCGCUGCUGCUGCAGUGGUCGUGGCAGCCGAGGCCGAGGCUGAGGUAGAUGCUGAUGCUGAGGCGUCAACCUCGGGCGACAAAUCCAGAGGCCGAAAGCGAAUCAGGACACAGCCUCAACCCGCCCCGCCAGCCUCGACCCUAGUCACGAACCGCCGGAACCCUCCUGCACGGUCACCGACUCCUCCAACACGAGUGAUCAAGAGUACAUACGGCGGCAAUCUCUUCACGUCAGACGACGUCAUGUAUCUCAAGAAGUACAUCGACUACUGUCAGGAGCAGGGAUUGGUUCUGAGUUUGCGAGAAAUUUGUGAACGGAUAGCCGUAAAGGCUCCUCAUCAUACGUUUUACUCAUGGCGCCGAUAUUGCAAUAAACACCAAAUCCGGUUAGGUGGGUACGCCAUGGACGUCCCUGAGGUGGACGAGGAUUUGGGGCAGGAUGAGUCGCAGCAGCAGCAACCGCAAUUGCAACAACAACAACAACAACAGCAGCAGCAGCAGCAGCAGCAGCAGCAGCAACAGCAGCAGCAGCAACAGCAGCAAGCAAUGGACCCGCCGCCGCCACAAGAGAUGAUAGACGUGCAGCAGCAGCACAUACCGAUUCCUGGGGCUGCGCCCGGUACUAUCGCAGCCGCCCAUCGGGUAGCCGCCGCGGAUGUCACCCGCACGAGAUCACCGACUCCGCCUCGAGCGCUGUUCAGAAGCACGACAGGGAAGGGCGUCGCCUUCACGGACGAAGACGUGACGUUCCUCGUGCGCUUCUACGAGUACCGGAACCGGACGCAGAGCGGGAAGGUCGACAUGGUGACGUUCUGGAAGGACGUCGCGACAAAGGCGCCGCACCACUCCCGCGCUUCGUGGAUGAAGUUCUAUCGCAGGCAUAAGCACGAGCUGCACUACGCAGACGGGGACGCGCCCUUGCCCGCGCCUCCGGAGAAGAAGAUGCGGUACAGCCUGCAGGACGAUGUGCUGCUCGCCAAGCACUUCUACCACAAGCCCGAGGGCACGUCGGACAAGGUGUUCCAGGACUUUGGCCGCUUGUUUCCGCACCAUCCAUGGAAGGGCUGGCAAGAGCACCACCGGAUACACAAGGCAAAGAUUGACCAUUUGAUCGAACAGCUGGGGCGAGGGGAGAACAUUGACGUAGGGCCGGACGAAUAGAGGUGCAGGAUUUUGGCCUGUGCUUGCGUGUAUUCUUAUUAUUUUGUAAUGUUCGUUGCUUGAGGGAUUCAUUAUUCGCUCAUUUUGUUUUACUU